AUGGUCAGUCUGUCGGGUCAGAGGUGUCGGGUCAGAGAGGUGUCGGUCAGAGAGGUGUCGGUCAGAGAGGUGUCGUCAGAGACGUGUUGGGUCAGAGAGGUGUUGGGUCAGAGAGGUGUCGUCAGAGACGUGUUGGGUCAGAAAGGUGUUGGGUCAGAGAGGUGUCAGGUCAGAGAGGUGUCGUCAGAGAGGUGUCGUCAGAGAGGUGUCGGGUCAGAGAGGUGUCGUCAGAGAGGCGUCGUCAGAGACGUGUCGGGUCAGAGAGGUGUCGUCAGAGAGGCGUCGUCAGACGUGUUGGGUCAGAGAGGUGUCGUCAGAGAGGCGUCGUCAGAGACGUGUUGGGUCAGAGAGGUGUCGUCAGAGAGGCGUCGUCAGAGACGUGUUGGGUCAGAGAGGUGUCGUCAGAGAGGUGUCGUCAGAGAGGUGUCGGGUCAGAGAGGUGUCGUCAGAGAGGCGUCGUCAGAGACGUGUCGGGUCAGAGAGGUGUCGUCAGAGAGGCGUCGUCAGAGACGUGUCGGGUCAGAGAGGUGUCGUCAGAGAGGCGUCGUCAGACGUGUUGGGUCAGAGAGGUGUCGUCAGAGAGGCGUCGUCAGAGACGUGUUGGGUCAGAGAGGUGUCGUCAGAGAGGCGUCGUCAGAGACGUGUUGGGUCAGAGAGGUGUCGUCAGAGAGGCGUCGUCAGAGACGUGUUGGGUCAGAGAGGUGUCGUCAGAGGCGUCAUCAGAGAGGUGUUGGGUCAGAGAGGUGUCGUCAGAGAGGUGUCGUCAGAGAGGUGUUGGGUCAGAGAGGCGUCGUCAGAGAGGUGUUGGGUCAGAGAGGUGUCGGGUCAGAGAGGUGUCGGGUCAGAGAGUGUGUCGGGUCAGAGAGUGUGUGGGGUCAGAGGUGUCGGGUCAGAGAGGUGUCGUCCGAGAGGCGUCGUCAGAGAGGUGUCGGGUCAGAGAGGUGUCGGACAGAGUUUCGGGUCAGAGGUGUCGGGUCAGAGAGGUGUUGGACAGAGAGGUGUCAGGUCAGAGAGGUGUCGGACACAGAGGUGUUGGGUCAGAGGUCACGCUCAGCACCAGUCACAGCUUUAACAGUCAGAUCGCUCUAA
Knipowitschia caucasica is the source of this 1089-nucleotide messenger RNA. The record is from the annotation of a GenBank genome assembly. Lineage: Eukaryota; Metazoa; Chordata; Actinopteri; Gobiiformes; Gobiidae.